Molecule: messenger RNA, 645 nt
Organism: Saccharomyces eubayanus
Lineage: Eukaryota; Fungi; Ascomycota; Saccharomycetes; Saccharomycetales; Saccharomycetaceae
Gene: SEC22
Product: SNAP receptor SEC22
Exons: 1
Coding region: 1-645 (214 amino acids)
Biological process (GO): retrograde vesicle-mediated transport, Golgi to endoplasmic reticulum; endoplasmic reticulum to Golgi vesicle-mediated transport; vesicle fusion with Golgi apparatus
Cellular component (GO): endoplasmic reticulum-Golgi intermediate compartment; endoplasmic reticulum membrane; ER to Golgi transport vesicle membrane
Molecular function (GO): SNAP receptor activity
Source: RefSeq, a predicted model, not a curated record
AUGAUUAAGUCAACGCUAAUUUAUAGAGAAGAUGGGCUGCCUCUUUGUACGUCCGUGGACAACGAAAACGAUCCCUCACUGUCUGAACAAAAGCAAAAAGUGAAGAUCGUGGUCUCCAGAAUGACACCACAGUCCGCCACCGAGGCCACUUUAGAAAGUGGCUCUUUUGAAAUCCACUACUUGAAGAAAUCCAUGGUCUUCUAUUUUGUCAUAUGUGAGUCCGGAUACCCAAGAAACUUAGCAUUUUCGUACCUUAACGACAUAGCCCAGGAGUUCGAACACUCCUUUGCCAACGAAUACCCCAAGACCACCGUGAGGCCCUACCAGUUCGUCAACUUCGACAACUUCCUACAAAUGACCAAGAAAAGUUACAGCGACAAGAAAGUCCAGGACAACUUGGACCAGCUAAACCAAGAGCUGGUGGGAGUCAAACAAAUCAUGUCCAAAAACAUCGAAGAUCUGCUUUACAGAGGCGAUUCCCUCGACAAAAUGAGCGACAUGAGUUCCUCCCUGAAGGAAACCUCCAAGAGAUACAGAAAGUCCGCGCGAAAGAUCAACUUCGAUCUCUUGAUUAGUCAAUAUGCCCCCAUCGUCAUAGUCGCCUUCUUCUUUGUCUUCCUCUUCUGGUGGGUCUUCCUUAGAUAG